Molecule: messenger RNA, 1048 nt
Organism: Selaginella moellendorffii
Lineage: Eukaryota; Viridiplantae; Streptophyta; Lycopodiopsida; Selaginellales; Selaginellaceae
Product: dihydrodipicolinate reductase-like protein CRR1, chloroplastic
Exons: 9
Coding region: 6-902 (298 amino acids)
Cellular component (GO): chloroplast stroma
Molecular function (GO): 4-hydroxy-tetrahydrodipicolinate reductase activity
Source: RefSeq, a predicted model, not a curated record
CUCUUAUGGCUAUGGUGUGCUGCAGCUUGGGACUCGAGUGGAAGGCUAGACCCGGAGUUUUAAUCUCUGCCUCUACGGCCCAAGGCGCGAAAUCUUCAUCCUCCAAUAUCAAGGUGAUUGUAAGUGGUGCUUGCAAAGACAUUGGCAAGGCUGCCAUUGCAGCAAUCUCGAAAUCCCGAGGAAUGGAAGUUGCCGGAGCUAUUGACACAAUACGUGUUGGCGAAGACGUCGGUGAGGUUGCCGGAUUGGAAGCACUAGAAGUACCAGUGUCCAACAAUCUCGUCACGGUCUUGGGCUCUCUGUCUCAAUCGCGUCCAACCGGAGUAGUGGUCGACUUCUCGGAGGCAUCCGAGGUCCUCGAGAAUGUAAGACAAGCGACAGCGUUUGGGAUGAGGAGCGUGGUUGCGGUGCCAGGUGUGGAUUUGGACGUCGUCUCGCAGCUUAUCACAUUUUGCGAAAAGGCCAGCAUGGGCUGUGUCAUCGCACCAACGCUUUCGAUUGGAGCUGUUCUUCUUCAGGAAGCGGCCAUUGCUGCGUCUUUCCACUACAGUCACGUCGACAUAGUUGAGUCCCAGCAGAGCGCCAAGAACGUUUAUCCUUCUUCGGAGGCUCUCAGAGUUGCAAAGAGCAUGACCGGCAUGGGGCGCGUUUACAACGACUCCGAUUUCUCCAAAGAACAUCCGGCAAGAGGCGAGCUCGUAGACGAUGGAAUUAGGAUCCACAGUAUGGUUUCACCUGGAUUCAUUUCAAGCCUCGCCGUAAGCCUUUCAGGCCCAGGAGAGGUGUUUUCUCUGAGGCACGAUAUAACAGAUGUUAAGGCUCUCAUGCCUGGGCUCUUGGUUGCCAUUCGACGAGUUAUCAGGCUUCAGUCUCUUGUCUAUGGGCUAGAAAAAAUACUAUGACUGAAUCGAUGGGUUCCAUCAAAUCGUUCCGGCCUCCUUUUCCUUUGGUGAGAUUAUCCUAUAAUGCAUUCAAAAGCGAAGUUUUCUUGUCUUCGGGGUAGUUGUGCAAAAUGCGAACUAAAAGAAAUAGAAGCUUUAAGUGGAAA